ACACGCACGAACGGAACAAAAGAGAUUGUCUCUCUCCGUUCAAAAGAGCUUUCUAAAAUUCCCAAGCGCCAGCAGAAGGCCUCCAAACUCCAGCGCGGACAAACAUAAUUGAUUAUUAUACCAACACAGCAUCAGCAGCAGUUGAUGGAAAUUUUACAUGAAGGCUCCGUCAUCAUCCAGCCUCGAUUAAUUGAAUCAUUGGAAUCCGGACAUUUUCAGAAAGAAUAGUAAUAUACAAUGAGGACGUUUGUGUUGUCAUUACCUUUUCUGAUCGGUUUGCUCGUUGUGGCAACCCUCGGGGUCGUCAAAACUUACCUGCUGAUGAUGAGGGGAGAGUGCAGGAGCACCAAUAACCUGACGGGUAAAACGGUCAUCAUCACCGGAGCCAAUACGGGAAUCGGCAAGGAAACGGCCAUCGAUUUGGCCAAGAGAGGUGCUCGAGUGAUUCUCGCUUGUCGAGAUACUAAGAAAGCCCUGGCUGCCAAAGAUGACAUUGUUCGAGAGUCCGGUAAUGAUAACGUGAUUGUCCGUCACCUUGAUUUGGCCUCGCUCUGGUCCGUUCGCCAAUUCGCUUCUGAGAUUCUGAAGAAUGAGCCUCGACUCGACAUCCUCAUCAAUAACGCCGGAUGUGUGACGAUGGAGAAAAAGUUGACACCUGACGGACUCGAGUAUCAGAUGCAGGCUAACCAUUUUGGCCACUUCUUGUUGACCAAUCUGUUAUUAGAAUUGCUAAAGAAAUCAGCUCCAUCCCGGAUUAUCAACGUCUCCUCUUGUUUGUACACCUGGAAGAGGACUUUGGAUUUAAACAACUUGAAUUCGGAGCUGUCUUACAACAACAGCAGUUUAUAUCACGGAGUGUAUUACAAUUCUAAAUUGGUCCAAGUCCUCUGCACUCGGCAUCUCGCACCUCUGAUUUCUCAAUCCGGCGUUACGGUCAAUUCCGUGUGCCCGGGUCUAGUAAACACUGAAAUAUUUCGCUCCACUUCUUCUUGGUUCCAAAUGGCAGCUUCCUUCGUCCUUUUUAUUUUCUCAAAGGUAUAUUCGGCUUGGUUUUUAAUUUUGCAAUCUUAUUUUAGAAUAAAAUACUAUUUUCGAAUAACAUUUUUUCUUUUUGAAAUUCAGACAGCUAAAGAAGGAGCGCAAACUUCCAUCCACGUAGCUGUAGCCAGCGAAAUUUCUGACGUCACUGGCCAAUUUUUCUGUGAUUGCAGGAUCAUCAAAACUUCAAAGUUGGCCGAUAAUCCCAACCUAGCAAAGAAGGUGUGGGAGAUCAGCGAAACUUGUGUCGAUCUGCAACCGGAAGAGCGGAAUUACUGAAAAGUCAUGCCCUAUUAUCUAAUCAGCGAUAAUCACCCAGGAAGGAAGUAUCCGUCAUAAAACGUCUUUCAACAGGAAAACUGCCACAAGUUCGAUUUAAACCUUCGUGUUCUUAUUUUAUUCAUCUUCUUAUCUUGUUUUUGUUUGUUUUAUGAGCGAAUAAACGUUUCUAUCCUUA
This is a messenger RNA of Daphnia pulicaria, 1495 nucleotides long. Its product is annotated as retinol dehydrogenase 11-like. The record is from RefSeq and is a predicted model, not a curated record. The transcript has 8 exons. Bases 238 to 1317 code for a protein of 359 amino acids. Lineage: Eukaryota; Metazoa; Arthropoda; Branchiopoda; Diplostraca; Daphniidae.